Messenger RNA from Microsporum canis CBS 113480, 1314 nucleotides. RefSeq names its product protein kinase domain-containing protein. The transcript is spliced from 2 exons. NCBI's taxonomy places the organism in Eukaryota, Fungi, Ascomycota, Eurotiomycetes, Onygenales, Arthrodermataceae. Bases 1 to 1314 code for a protein of 437 amino acids. The record is from RefSeq and is a predicted model, not a curated record. Gene Ontology annotation, molecular function: protein kinase activity; ATP binding. Gene Ontology annotation, biological process: protein phosphorylation; regulation of mRNA processing; spliceosomal complex assembly.
AUGGCGGACUCACCAUCCUCCACGACAGAACAGCUAUAUCACCCUGUGAUAGAUAUGGAAGACCUAGAGGGAUAUACGCCUGGAGGAUACCACCCAACAAUCAUUGGAGACUCGUUUUGCGACAGCCGCUAUACCAUAGUUCACAAACUCGGCUUUGGUAGCUACUCAACCAUUUGGCUUGCCCGCGACCAACAUCGCCAACGCUACGUGUCGCUGAAAAUACUAGUUGGGGCAGCAUCACAGGAUAGUAACGAGGGUAAAAUCCUCCAGUUACUGGCUAAAGGUGCUUCAAAUUGUGUUGAGAGACAGUUUAUCCCGCCUCUGCUUGACCAAUUCUCCUUCGAUGGCCCCAAUGGCCGCCAUCUAUGCUUAGUCGGAGAGCCUGCCGGCUGCAGCAUAGCCAGUUCCAAGGAGAACAGCACAAACUUCAUGUUUCCUCGAGGCGCUGCCAGAUCCGUUGCCGCUCAACUCAUCAUGGGUGUAUCCUAUCUGCAUGCAAACGAUGUAUGCCAUGGAGAUCUCCAUCUUCACAACUUUCUGCUUCGUGUCCCGAAUUUUGAUACCCUUAGUACGGCCGAUCUAUAUGAAAGACACGGCAGGCCGUGUGAGGUGCCCGUCCUGCGAGUAGAUGGAAAGUCGAACACGCCACAUUCGCCGCCGUACGUCGUUUAUCCCAUGGUUUGGAAGUUACCUGCGAACAAGAUGCUAGACCCGGAGGUAAUCAUCUCAGAUUACGGGACAUCAUUCAUCGUCUCGCAAACCCCGUCUCCAACACUACAGACUCCAGCCCUUUAUUCACCUCCUGAAGUUUUCUUCAACGAGCCCAUAACUAUACCUACUGCAGCCGACAUAUGGACUCUAGGUGUUGUUCUAUAUGAUGCCGUGGGCGAGCGCCCGCUAUUCGAGACUUUUGCAUGGGACCCAGAUGGCAUUAUCGCCGAGAUGGUCAACACGUUAGGGGAGCCACCUAUGCGAUGGUGGCACGCCUGGGCUAAUCGCUCUGAAUUUUUCAACCCCGACGGUUCAUGGAUCACCAACUUCAGGCGCAUUAGUACUCCAGAGUUCAGGCGCCUCCACAAACGUAUGUGGGAUAUGGGCCGUGGCGAGACUCCGGAGACUUGUGAAUGGGAUGUUGCCGGAGGCGAGUUAAGGGCACUGGAGGACAUGCUUAGAGCUAUGCUGAAAUUUGAGCCAGCCGAAAGGCCAACGGCGAAGCAGCUUCUGACGUCUGAAUACAUGGUAAAAUGGGCCUUACCAGCCUGGGAACGGCAUGUGAAGCGAAGGAACUCCGGUACUGUUCAGCAUCAUCAUUAG